GCGAACAGCCCAACGUCUGUUUGGGUCACGCCCUCGCUCAAAUCAGCUCCUGAGUAGGCAAGAAAAAGGGGGCGGGACUUAGGUACAGCCAAUCAGCCAGGGAGGAGCGAAAAGGCGGGAGAAAGAGGGCCCAAAAGAAGGCUCAGGCGGCGCCCGCCAGCAGCAGGGGAGGGCAGGUGAAAGGAAGAGCCGGCCUCCAGGUGACGCUCACGGGUCGCGACACAGCUGAACCCGGGUUGGCCCGCAGCACGCAGACGGUGGCACCCUGCACUCGUGUCCCCAAAUCCUGGCCGCCAUGCGAUUCCCCUCAAGCCUGCAGAACAUGGCCAGCAGCGAGGUCGUGCACUUCCUGAGGAAGCCAAAGAGCAUCACCCGGAUCCUCGCAGGGGUCUUCUCCCUGGUCAUCUUCUCCUCCCUGCUGACCGACGGCUACCAGAACCAGACCAACUCUUCCCAGCUGCGCUGCGUCCUCAACGGCAACAACACGGCCUGCAGCUUCGCCGUGGUCGCCGGCGUCCUCGCCUUCCUCAGCUGCCUGGUCUUCCUUGCCCUGGACGCCCGCGAGACCCACAUGGUCAGCCCCCACUUCAAGAUGGCCUUCCGGCUCCUGGACAUCAUCCUGGCAGUGGCCUGGGCAGUCAUCUGGUUCAUGGGUUUCUGCUUCCUGGCCAACCAGUGGCACCAUUCGUCACCCAGAGAGCUCCUCGUGGGGAGGGCCAGCGCCAAGGCGGCCGUCACCUUUGCUUUCCUCUCCAUCUUUGUCUGGAUAUCCCAGGCCUACCUGGCGUUUCAGGACCUCCGGAGCGACAUCCCGGUCCCCUACAAGCGCUCCCUGGAUGAGAGCGGCGUGGUGCUGACCACCCUCUCCCCGCUAUCCACCUCCAGCUCAGUGAACUUGGCCGCCUCCGCCCCCAGCAGCUCGACAUACACCAGCUCUGCCCUGUCCCCCGGUGCGACCACCCUGAAGGGCCCCCGCCUGGCCAUGAUGCCUGACAGCUAAAUGCCCUUGUCCGAAACAGUAAAAAGACAUUCUUUCUCUAGAAAACA
Molecule: messenger RNA, 1047 nt
Organism: Chinchilla lanigera (long-tailed chinchilla)
Lineage: Eukaryota; Metazoa; Chordata; Mammalia; Rodentia; Chinchillidae
Gene: Syngr4
Product: synaptogyrin 4
Exons: 5
Coding region: 296-1000 (234 amino acids)
Cellular component (GO): neuromuscular junction; synaptic vesicle membrane
Source: RefSeq, a predicted model, not a curated record